This is a messenger RNA of Triticum dicoccoides, 1598 nucleotides long. RefSeq names its product 4-hydroxy-7-methoxy-3-oxo-3,4-dihydro-2H-1,4-benzoxazin-2-yl glucoside beta-D-glucosidase 1a, chloroplastic. NCBI's taxonomy places the organism in Eukaryota, Viridiplantae, Streptophyta, Magnoliopsida, Poales, Poaceae. The annotation marks the transcript as partial. Gene Ontology annotation, molecular function: beta-glucosidase activity. Gene Ontology annotation, biological process: carbohydrate metabolic process. The transcript is spliced from 12 exons. The record is from RefSeq and is a predicted model, not a curated record.
UGUAACCUCACCGUCAGGGCAGGCACACCGUCAAAGCCAGCAGAGCCCAUUGGGCCUGUGUUCACUAAGCUCAAGUCCCGGCAAAUCCCUAAAAGGGACUGGUUCAACAAGGACUUCCUCUUUGGUGCCUCCACUUCAGCGUACCAGAUUGAAGGUGCUUGGAAUGAAGAUGGCAAGGGGCCAAGCACUUGGGACCACUUCUGCCACACAUAUCCUGAGCGCAUAUCCGACAAGACCAAUGGGGACGUUGCAGCAAACUCCUACCAUCUAUAUGAAGAGGAUGUCAAAGCGCUGAAGGACAUGGGCAUGAAAGUGUAUAGGUUCUCCAUCGCUUGGUCCAGAAUACUGCCAGAUGGGACGGGAAAAGUAAACCAGGCAGGCAUCGACUACUACAAUAAGCUGAUCAACUCGCUGAUAGAUAACGACAUAGUGCCAUAUGUUACAAUUUGGCACUGGGACACUCCUCAAGCACUGGAGGACAAGUACGGCGGCUUCUUAAAUAGGCAGAUUGUAGAUGAUUACAAACAAUUCGCCGAGGUGUGCUUUAAGAACUUCGGCGACAGGGUGAAGAACUGGUUCACCUUUAACGAGCCACAUACAUAUUGUUGUUUCUCCUAUGGUGAGGGGAUUCAUGCUCCUGGGAGGUGCUCGCCAGGGAUGGAUUGUGCCGUCCCAAAAGGAGACUCGCUCAGAGAGCCAUACACUGCUGGUCACCACAUCCUCUUAGCUCAUGCUGAGGCUGUUGAGCUGUUCAAAGCUUGUUACAACAAGCAUGGGGAUUCCAAGAUAGGGAUGGCCUUUGAUGUAAUGGGUCACGAGCCAUUCCAAGACUCCUUCCUCGACGACCAGGCCCGGGAAAGAUCCAUCGACUACAACCUCGGAUGGUUCCUGGAGCCAGUUGUUCGUGGUGACUACCCCUUCUCCAUGAGAUCACUGAUUGGACAUCGUCUACCCAUGUUCACUAAGGAGGAGCAGGAGAAGCUAGCGUCCUCAUGUGACAUCAUGGGGCUCAACUAUUACACCUCCAGGUUCUCCAAGCAUGUUGACAUUUCAUCAGACUUUACGCCAAAGCUGAACACCGACGACGCUUACGCCAGUUCAGAAACUAAAGGGAGUGAUGGGAAUGACAUCGGUCCUAUAACAGGGACUUAUUGGAUUUACAUGUACCAAAAAGGCCUAACAGACCUCCUUCUGAUCAUGAAGGAGAAAUACGGAAACCCACCCAUCUUCAUCACUGAGAACGGAAUCGCUGAUGUGGACAGCGACCCAACCAUGAGAGAUCCUUUGGAUGACUGGAAGAGGCUAGACUACCUCCAGCGUCACAUCUCAGCCGUCAAGGACGCAAUAGACCAGGGCGCGGACGUGCGGGGCCACUUCACGUGGGGUCUGAUCGACAACUUCGAAUGGAGCCUGGGCUACAGCUCACGAUUCAGCCUGGUCUACAUCGACAAGAAGGACGGCAACAAGCGCAAGCUCAAGAAGUCGGCCAAGUGGUUCGCCAAGUUCAACUCCGUCCCAAAACCCUUGCUUAAGACUACCAAUAACAACGCAACCGUGACUGCCUCCGUUUCCGUAUGAUGGAGAAGUGGUGCUAUGUU